This is a messenger RNA of Aspergillus vadensis CBS 113365, 519 nucleotides long. Its product is annotated as FAM207/SLX9 family protein. Gene Ontology annotation, cellular component: nucleolus; 90S preribosome; preribosome, small subunit precursor. The coding region runs from base 1 to 519 and encodes 172 amino acids. The transcript has 2 exons. Gene Ontology annotation, biological process: maturation of SSU-rRNA from tricistronic rRNA transcript (SSU-rRNA, 5.8S rRNA, LSU-rRNA). NCBI's taxonomy places the organism in Eukaryota, Fungi, Ascomycota, Eurotiomycetes, Eurotiales, Aspergillaceae. The record is from RefSeq and is a predicted model, not a curated record.
AUGGCUCCUACUCGAUCCGUCAAGAAGCCCGCAAGUGGGAAAGGCGCUCUUCCGUCGUCUAAGCCCAGCUUUCUCCACGAUGAAUUCCGCACCACGAAAAAGGACAAGCGCUUGAUCAAGCACAGCAGCUUUGUGUCUCGGAUAGAAAAGAACUCUCAGAAAUCUACAAAGCGUCGGCGUGCCUCCAAGAAACUUGCUGCUUUGGACUCGUUGGCCGAUGCGCUUCCGGACGCCGACGACGACGUGGCCGACCCUAGCAAACAGGUCAAUAUCAUUAAGCAGAAAACUCUGCAGCAUAGACCCGGUGCUAUGAAGCGUCGAGAGAAGCUGGAACGGCUGGAGCGCGAUCGGUUUGCGAAGAAUAUGGCGCAGAUGUCCAGCAUGCAAGCACCAGCGCCUACCACUGCCGACUCCAACAGCAACACGGAUGAGGGCUCGGUCUCCAAUCGAUGGGCGGCCCUGCGGAAUUUUAUAUCUCAAACCAUGGAGCAGCAGCCUGCCUUCAAAUCAAGCAGCUAG